Molecule: messenger RNA, 4241 nt
Organism: Mus musculus (house mouse)
Lineage: Eukaryota; Metazoa; Chordata; Mammalia; Rodentia; Muridae
Gene: Scn3b
Product: sodium channel, voltage-gated, type III, beta
Exons: 6
Coding region: 413-1060 (215 amino acids)
Biological process (GO): regulation of heart rate by cardiac conduction; membrane depolarization during action potential; ventricular cardiac muscle cell action potential
Cellular component (GO): voltage-gated sodium channel complex; plasma membrane
Molecular function (GO): transmembrane transporter binding; sodium channel regulator activity
Source: RefSeq, marked validated
GCGGCAGAGAGCUGCCUGCGCAUGUCAAGGCUAGCAACACAUUCAGCUAGGGGGUGGCCCUGGAGAGGGGCGGCUUGAUCACCCAAUCGCCCAGCAUCGGGGCUUCGCAGGAUCCAGAGACGCGCCCCGCGGAAGGGGGUCCCCCCCUCUACCCAGCCUCCACCUCUGAGAUCGCCAGUCCCACCGAAGCUCCCGCCUCUUUCCACGCCUGGUGGACCUCAUGGGAGCCCGGGGCUGCUGUGUACAAGACUGAAGUGGAACACAUUCUGUAGCCCAGACGACGGCUGGAGUGGGGACACGCCCAGCUGGAGAAGCCUGCCCCGCCGUAGAAGCCCGAGAUUCUGAGUCUCGGUGGAUCGAAGUCGCUGUCCCUAGGGGAGGCGAGAGUUCCAGAAACCACUUACGAGAAAAGAUGCCUGCCUUCAACAGAUUGCUUCCCCUAGCUUCUCUAGUGCUCAUCUACUGGGUCAGAGUCUGCUUCCCUGUGUGUGUAGAAGUACCCUCGGAGACAGAAGCCGUGCAGGGCAAUUCCAUGAAGCUGAGAUGCAUCUCCUGCAUGAAGAGGGAGGAGGUGGAGGCCACCACUGUAGUGGAGUGGUUCUACAGGCCUGAGGGCGGUAAAGAUUUCCUUAUAUAUGAGUAUCGAAAUGGCCACCAGGAGGUGGAGAGCCCCUUCCAAGGUCGUCUGCAGUGGAAUGGGAGCAAAGACCUGCAGGACGUAUCCAUCACUGUUCUCAAUGUCACUCUGAAUGACUCUGGCCUCUACACAUGUAAUGUGUCCAGGGAGUUUGAGUUCGAAGCACACCGGCCCUUUGUGAAGACCACAAGACUAAUACCCCUGCGAGUCACUGAAGAGGCGGGAGAAGACUUCACCUCCGUGGUCUCGGAAAUCAUGAUGUACAUCCUCCUGGUCUUCCUCACCUUGUGGCUGUUUAUUGAGAUGAUCUAUUGCUACAGAAAGGUCUCUAAGGCCGAAGAGGCAGCUCAGGAAAAUGCGUCUGACUACCUUGCUAUCCCUUCAGAGAACAAGGAGAACUCUGUGGUACCCGUGGAGGAAUAAAGUGGUGUGACUUGAGGUGAUGUACAGGCAUUUGGGAGGGUAAGGUGGAUGUGGGUGGCAUUUGGCAUCUACAAUGGAAGUGACUUUCAAUUUGGUCCUUUUGUAGCAAUCUCGUCCUUCGGGUACUCUACGUUAAUGGUCACAUCACAAUGCUCUCUAUUAUAUCAAACCCUUCAGAAGCUGAAUCACUUUGGCCUGAAUAUUGAGCAAACCAAACCCCUUGCUCAUGAUAGCAAAGGCACAAUAAUUCUCUCGUUCCCUGUUUCCUCCGUAUGUGUUUGGAGAGGGUUGCCCUGGACAUUCUCAAUGAGUUCUUCUAUUGUUGGUGGGUGAGCUGAGUGCUGAGCAACUGGCUAUCCCCAGUUCAGCAAUGCCAGCAACAUCAGGAAGUGCCCCAGGUGUCCCAACACAUCCAUCUUUCUAUUCACCAACCACCCACCCAACUGUGAGAUUUUUACCUGACUUCCGGACUCUAUCAGAACUCCUAUACAUCUUGACCUUGCCUGAACUGAAGAGCCAACAUCUCUCCAUGGACUAAACCUCACUCUAUCCUUGCUUCCAAUCAAGUAGCUCCCAACUCAACUAGAGUUGUCCCCUGUGCUCCAAAUGACUUUAGAUAAGUACUGGAGAGUAGUAGUCUCUGUGUCCUGUCUGCAAUUGGGUUGUCCUUCACUGCAGCAAAAGGAUGAAUGUAUAUUGGAAGGAAGCCCUGAUUAGUUUGUUUAAAAGCCAAAGUGUGGCAUUCACUUUGAUUCAUUGAAGUCAUUCUUUUCCUGCCUCUUAGAACACAAGAGAGCAGCAUGCCCGCCCCUAAACUUUCCAGAGACAUCUUCUGUGUGCACUGGAAUACAUUCUGGAGCUCAGUGUUUCGAGGCUAUGUCUCCAUAAUCCCAAAGGCCUGGAACAAACCCAGAACUUCCAAGAAGCCAAGGAAGCAUCCAGGACGAUUUCAGUAGGUUUUGAAAGCGAUAUAACACUCCCGAGAUUGGAAACACGGAUGAGUGAAUUUUCUGGGUUGAAAUGCCUCACUUCUUCAUUUCUCAGUGUCUGUGGAUCAGUAUUAGUCCUCGUUUUACAGGAGGCAUCUGAGACUCACACAAGGCUGAACAGGAUAUUGAGGGGAUUAAACUGGCCGAGAGAUGAGUUUCAUGCCUCCACUCUUACACUCCCUAAGCUGAAAGAUGUUUUUGAGGACUCUUAACAAUCAGCAGGGCAGAAGCAUGGCAUUUGUCCAGCAGAGGCUACAGGUGACAUGAGACAGACUUUAGGAUUUCACACAAAGAUUUGUGAAUCUGAAGCAUCCUCCAAGAGACAUGGCACCUGAGGGCAAUAGCUAUAUGGCAAAAAAUGUUUUUAGUCUGAAAUGGACAAUGAACAAAGAGACAAAGAUAGGUGUGUAGCUUCUAAAUACCUCACCUGUAGAUGUCAUGUUUGGGUAUUGGUGUUUGUAAAGUCCCCCACCCCUACCCUCAUCCCCACCCAAGAGAGCAGGGAACAAGUGACAAGAUUCUUAGUCAAUAUCUCUUUUUUAAUGACUGUUCUAAGUGCAAUAUUCUUUAGCCCCUACAGAUAGCAAGGGCAGGAGGCCUUAUGGUAUAUAAAAAGAUGCAAGUGAGACUCAGUAAGAGAGUUGUCCUCACUCUGAGGAGCUCUAUAAGAAAGACCCUUCUCCACCCCCAUCGGGCUUUGUAUGGCAAACUCCCUUUUCACCCACACCGUUUCCUUCUUUGUGGAUGCCAGACAUCCGCCUUGGGACUCCCAUCCCACUCUUUUUUAUCUGGUUUGUUUGUACAUGGGGGUUUAUCCAGAAACACAAUUGCAUUUGCUUAUGGGAGAUCAUGACUAUGACCUACAAGGUAUGGCACUCACCAGCCAACUUAAAAUCUUCACCAUCUCCAUCUUCUUCCCAUCCUUCUACUUUGAAUCCCAGACUAGACGUGCGCAGCUCUGGAGCCUUUCCUGGUGUGCUACUGCUUACUAAAGGGCUUAGAAGAGUUCUCAAGGGCUAUAAUCCUCUAGAAACCCCACUGUUUGUCUUGGUGCUGGGUAUUUGCUGUGACUGAUUCUCAAUAAUUUACUGAAGGUCAAACUAAGCUGAGUCUAAUUUCCCCUUUAUUACUGUCUAACAGCUGUGAACUUGGUUACUCGGUUGGGCCUGAAAGCAUCUUGCCCUGUUGACUUGGAGUGUCAGCUAGGUGUUGGAUCAAGCCCCAGUCCCUAAGUGGAAAUACUCAGUGCUUGCUAUCUCAGGCUUUCCUUUCAAUUUGUUUACACAUUAUUCUUUGGUUCCUCCACUCUCAAUUAACUGCACACCCAUGCUUUCUUUUGAGUUUCUGGGUUUGCUCUAGACAUCAAAAUAGAAUUGCAAGUAGAAAGGGAAGUUUUCAGAGCAAGAUUAUGCUGAGAAAGAUAGCAGUGGGCUUAAAAGUGGAAAGGGCUAAGGUGAUAGCCCAAUAGGUAAAGUGCUUGCCACGCCAGCGGGAGAGUCUCCGUAUGAUCUCUAGAAUCCAUGUGAACAGCCAGACAUACAUUAUGGCACACAUUGGUCAUCCCAGACCUGGGGAGGCAGAGACAGGAAGAUCUGAGACUCGCUAACCAGGUCACCAGGCCAAACUUACUUACUUGGCAAGCUCCAGGAGAGUGAGAGACCCUGUCUCCAAAAACAAAACCAAAAAACCAACAAGGUGGAUAGUGCCUGAGGAAUGACACCCAAGGUUGACUUCUGGCCUCCACAUAUACAUGCACACAAGUUAAGGCCCAUAAGCAUACUUACAUAAAGAUGCACACGCUUGUGUCUGUGUAUGUAUACAUGUGCGUGCACACACACACACACACACACACACAGAGACAGAGAGAGACAGAGAGAGAGACAGAGACCUUCCUCUCACUUGUUUUAUAAAUGAGAAAGCCCUGGUUCUGUGAAUUCACUCAGUCAAUGCAAAUGUAUGUAACCAGGACCUUGGUGUGCCUACGCAUCAUUCUGAUCAUCUACUCACAUUGUUCAACACUCUCUGUGUCGAGCACUAGGUUAGGCUCUAGUUAGACCCCUUGGUUUUAGGUCUGUAAAAGUGUGCAAGCAUGUGUGUGUGUGCGCGCACAUGUGUGUGUGUACACUAGUGCACAAGCACAUGGUUCCAAUAAAGUCUCUCUGUUCAUGUCAAUAAAGCGUCUCUGAAGACCA